Molecule: messenger RNA, 3957 nt
Organism: Panicum hallii
Lineage: Eukaryota; Viridiplantae; Streptophyta; Magnoliopsida; Poales; Poaceae
Product: ETO1-like protein 1
Exons: 5
Coding region: 948-3611 (887 amino acids)
Biological process (GO): negative regulation of ethylene-activated signaling pathway
Molecular function (GO): protein binding
Source: RefSeq, a predicted model, not a curated record
UGCCUGCUCCCUCGGCAAAAAGAGGCAGGGGAAAGGGAAGGUGUAUAGAUCGAUAAAGAGCGGCCUCGUCCUUCCCAUCUCUCUCCUCCUCACCAAAACCAGAGAGAGAGAGAGAGAGAGAGAGAGAGAGAGAGAGGAUCGCAGCAGCGGCCGCACAAAAGCGUUCGCCGGGGCUUUGGAUUCCCGAGAAUUCCCUUCCAAAGCGGCUGAAUCUCGGGACCCCGCGCCGGCCCGCCCCCGCGCACUCCUGCUCGUCAUCCCUCCUCCCCACCCGUCUCCCUCCUCCCGCCGCCGCCGCCGCCGCCUCCAGAGCAGGAGCCGGGCGAGCAAAUCUUGGGGAUCCCGGCUCGCUCGCGCGCCCCCGCGCCCGCGCCCGUGCCUUGCCUGGUGGAUUCGCUCCAGCGGGGGGCCGCCCCUUUUCCGUACUCGGGGUUGGGUUGGAUUUGGUUGCGAGGUGUGGUUGGGGGUGGUGGGGGAGCUCGCUCGGGACGGGAGGGGGAGUGGUUACUCCCCCCCUUGGCUUCUUGCUGAGCGCCCGCCCCGCUGGGCCGUGUCGUGCCAUUAAAGCCGGCGCCUUUGGGUUUCUCUCUCCAUCCUCCUCUCCGUCCCCCUCUCUCUACCCGUCCCGCCCUCUCUCUCUCUCCUCUCUCUAGCUAGCUAGCUAGCUAGCUGCAGAUUGGUGCGGUGGUUGUCGGGGCUGGGUUCCUGCGCCUGCCCGGAGCGCGCGGCUCGAUUGGGGGCUCGGAGCUCCAAAGGCGCCGCCUUCCCGGCGCUCCUUCCCCGCGGAAUUCUCGGGCUCCGAAUCCCCGCCGCCGGUGGCGCGGGAGGGGUCGAUUCGCGGCGUCCCUUGGCUGCUGGGGGUGGUUUGCCCCCCUGGAUGGGAAGGAUUUGAGUGGAUUCGGGAGGAGGAGGGGGCAGAUCUGGUUUGAUUCGUCGUGGUAUGUGCCAUGAGGAAGCUCUUCUUCUCCGAGUCCGCCUGCAAGGAGACCAAGCUCCACUCCGCGCCCCACUCGUGGCUGCCCCUCGAGAGAGGGAGCCUCUCCAAGUCCUCCGGCCAUGCCUCCGGCGGCACCUCCAUAGAGUCUUUGAUGAAGAUGCCGGAGCCGGCAGUGCUUCCGCACUUCAAGCCCGCGGACUAUGUCGACAUACUGGCUCAGAUACACGAGGAGCUGGAGUCUUGCCCUCCGGAUGAGAAGUCCUGCCUGUACCUGCUCCAAUUCCAGGUUUUCCGCGGCCUGGGCGAGGCCAAGCUGUCGCGGCGGAGCCUCCAGUCCGCGUGGGAGAAGGCGAGCACCAUACAUGAGAAGCUCAUCUUCGGGGCGUGGCUCAAGUAUGAGAAGAAAGGGGAGGAGGCGAUUUCGGACCUCCUCAGCUCGUGCGGCAAGUGCUCGCAGGAGUUCAGGCUGCUGGAUUUCGUGUCGCAGGUCUCCACCGGGGCACAUGACAUGAGCUAUGAUGAAGAGUCUGAUGAAUUCCGGGGCUCUGCGGUGGUUCAUUUCCGGAUAAGAGAUGAUAUGAUCGCAUGCGAUCGGCGGAAGCUUGCAGCUUUGUCAACUCCGCUAUAUGCAAUGCUCAAUGGCGGGUUCAGGGAAUCAUAUCUAGAGGUCAUUGACAUGUCUAGAAAUGGCAUCUCCCCUAUUGGCAUGAGGGCAAUCAGUAAAUUCAGCCUGUCAGGAAGACUGCCGUAUUUGUCAGCUGAUGCUAUUUUGGAAAUGCUUGAUUUUGCCAAUAAAUUUUGCUGCAAGGGCCUCAAGGAUGCUUGUGAGCGAAAGCUUGCUUCUUUCGUCUCUUCAAGGCAAGAUGCUAUAGACUUCAUGGAAUGUGCUCUUGAGCUGGGCUGUUCCAUCCUUGCUGCUUCAUGCUUGCAGGUGCUCUUGAAUGAGCUUCCAGAGUGCUUGAAUGAUGAGCAAGUGGUUAGGAUAUUCUCCUCUGCAAAUAAGCAGCAGAGGUUGACGAUGGUUGGCAAUGCAUCUUUCUCCCUAUAUUGCCUUCUCAGUGAAGUCUCCAUGAGUACCAACCCAACAUCGGAUGUCACCUUAAGUUUCUUGGAAAAGCUGGUGGAGUCGGCAUCAGAUUCUAGACAGAAGCAGUUGGCCUUACAUCAGCUUGCAUGCACAAGAUUUCUAAGGAAAGAUUAUGCUGAGGCUGAGCCCCUGUUCAGUGCUGCCUUUUCUGCCGGCCAUCUCUAUUCGGUGGUGGGUUUAGCUAGAUUGACCUCUCUGAGGGGUAACAAGCAUUUUGCUCUCAAGUUGCUAGACUCCGUGAUGUCAUCUCGUUGGCCUCUUGGAUGGAUGUAUCAAGAGAGAGCACUAUAUUUGGAUGGUGAUAGCAAGUUAGAAAAUCUUAACAAGGCUACUGAGUUGGACCCUACUCUGACAUAUCCCUAUAUGUUCCGAGCUGCAUCUUUGAUGAAAAGGCAAAGUGUUGAAGCUGCAUUGAUGGAGAUCAACCGGAUCCUGGGAUUCAAGCUUGUGCUCGAAUGUUUAGAACUAAGAUUCUGUUGCUACCUUGCUCUUGAGGAUUAUAGAGCUGCGCUAUGUGAUGUGCAGGCGAUCCUCACGCUUGCCCCAGAUUAUCGUAUGAUUGGUGGCCGGGUGGCUGCCAAGCAGCUGCGUAUGCUAGUGCUGGAGAAUGUAGAGCAGUUGACAACUGCUGACUGUUGGAUGCAGCUUUAUGAUCGGUGGUCAUCUGUGGAUGAUAUAGGAUCCCUCUCCGUUAUAUAUCAAAUGCUGGAGUCAGAUACUUCCAAAGGAGUUUUGUACUUUAGACAAUCUUUGCUUCUUCUCAGAUUAAACUGUCCUGAGGCUGCAAUGAGGAGUUUGCAGCUUGCUCGUGAGCAUGCUGCAAGCGAUCAUGAAAGGCUUGUCUAUGAAGGAUGGAUAUUGUAUGAUACAGGCCACUGUGAGGAAGGAUUGCAGAAAGCGGAAGCAUCCAUCGCAAUACAAAGGUCAUUUGAGGCAUUUUUCCUAAAAGCCUAUGCUUUGGCUGAUUCAAGUCUUGAUCCUUCUACCUCAGCAACAGUUGUAUCACUUCUAGAAGAUGCAUUGCGGUGCCCCUCAGAUAGACUCCGAAAGGGUCAGGCUCUGAACAACCUUGGAAGUGUUUAUGUGGAUUGUGGGAAGCUAGACCUGGCAGCUGAAUGCUACAUAAAUGCCCUGAAGAUAGGCCACACCAGAGCGCAUCAAGGCCUUGCAAGGGUUCAUUUCCUUCGGAACAAUAGAACUGGUGCAUAUGAUGAAAUGACCAAACUAAUAGAGAAGGCCAGGAACAAUGCAUCAGCAUACGAGAAGAGAUCUGAGUACUGUGACCGGGAGCUGACGAAAGCGGACUUGCAGAUGGUCACCAAACUCGACCCUCUGCGAGUCUACCCUUACAGAUACCGUGCUGCUGUGCUAAUGGACAACCACAAGGAGAAAGAGGCCAUUGAGGAGCUGACAAAGGCGAUUGCCUUCAAGGCAGAUCUGAAUCUGCUCCACCUGCGCGCGGCCUUCCAUGAGCACAUCGGUGACAUCUCGAGCGCCCUCCGGGACUGCCGUGCGGCCCUCUCGGUGGACCCCAACCACCAGGAGAUGCUGGAGCUUCACCACCGGGUGAACAGCCAGGAACCCUGAACCUCGUGGUGUACAUACCGGAGCUCUCUCUUAGAGAACCAGCCAACCAAAUAUACCAGUGUAUGUUUUGUACCAUACACAGCAGAUGAAUGUAAGGAUAGUAGAAGCCAGUUAGGUCCUCCCCUUCAAAGCCAAACCCCAUCCCUUGUGUCCCCAAUUAGAUAUGUUGUUUGCCAUAGCCUCCUCUUAGUAGUAAAUUAUUAUUGUCGAUUGUGAUUAAGCCUCCUAAUUGUACCCGCCAUGUGCCCCAGCAGCCCCAUACUGUCAGAAUCAAAAAGUUUUGACUGUAGCAUGUGUAAAUGAAUGUAAUGGGAAAAAAAGAAUGGAAGCUUUUGUCGGCGCAAAA